This is a messenger RNA of Mizuhopecten yessoensis (Yesso scallop), 10892 nucleotides long. RefSeq names its product Down syndrome cell adhesion molecule homolog. The coding region runs from base 1312 to 7785 and encodes 2157 amino acids. Gene Ontology annotation, biological process: cell-cell adhesion; axon guidance. Gene Ontology annotation, cellular component: axon; plasma membrane. The transcript has 39 exons. Gene Ontology annotation, molecular function: protein binding. NCBI's taxonomy places the organism in Eukaryota, Metazoa, Mollusca, Bivalvia, Pectinida, Pectinidae. The record is from RefSeq and is a predicted model, not a curated record.
GCAGACGACCACCAGACUACAAGCAGACGACAGCCGCCGAUACAUCGUUACUGGCCAAACAGAAUAAAUGUGUGCAAACCUUACCGACCAUAUCAGGACAGAAGAACAUUAGCGGACUUUCACAUCAUAACACAGUCAAAUGGACGAACUAUCAACCCUAACUGUUCAAAGGAGAAUUAUUGACGUAGGAAACAAGCCGAAAUGUUAGUUACAGCACAGGCUACAGUGUAAGAAGCUGUUCGGACUUCACUAAGAAACGACAUUACAACGUAACAUCUUAAAUGAAAGUCGUUCGGAAAUAGUUUGACAGAAUCACAACUGGAUUCAAAACGAUAUUAAUAAAAAGCUAAGGUAUGAAUUGAAUGUGAACGGCGGAAUAAUUUUAAAACUCGUUGUGGAACUCUUUCACGAGGAACUUACUUGUCCAAGGUUUAUAUCACAAGGACAAUACGCCAAGAAGCAGUGACCACACGAGCACUCCAUAUAAGGAAGUGAACGUGUGAGUAGGCCAUUAUAGGUUAUAACCACCUUACUGUUUCAAUGGUCAGGGCGGAGAGGUUCCAAGCAUGUGUGUCAUGUUUACACUGGGUUCUCAGGAAAUAUGGAUCGGUACCUUACGAGAUUUAGUAUGUGUAAUAUAAACCUACAUAGUGCAAUAUAAAAUAGGGGUUUCACCUAAAGUGAUUGAUACGGUAUGGUAUGAAUAUUUGAAAUUAAAAAAUCAUAGAUUUAUUUAGUGUCAAUCAUUGCGACCUGGCGAAUUUAAAGUGAAGCUGCUUUUGUAGUGAUUGAUUGUGUUUGGAUAUGGUCAAGACCACUAUCCAGGAGAAUGUGAUUGCAUUGUGAAGCGUUUUGUGGAGUUAGAAAACGACUGUCAAUAUUUGUGAAUGUCUGUUAAGGCCUUGGUCCAUCCACAGUACACAAAUGUUAAAGACACGCGAGUGAUGGCUAACACACAUAUCUAUUAUACAGUUCAAUAACAACUUAUGGAGAAACCAAAUCAAAUGUAAUAGAGGCAAAUGUAAAUGUUAUACAACCGGCUCUUGCUUUGUUAUUAUAUGGUGGUUUCAGGAAGACGUGUGGAUGCUACCUAGUCUUUAGUUGACGUGUGGAUUUUACCUGUCUCAGUAUCAACAGUUGAGGUGACGAGUGGAUUCAUUAUCAGGUAUUGAGGUGAAGUGUGGAUUUCAUCUGUUGCAGUUAUCCUCUUUGAGGUGACAGUUGUGUAUUCGACCUGAUUAAGGGGGAUGUGUGGAUUUUUAUCUACGUUGACGUAGUACUGGAUGCACGUGCUGGACUAUGACGUAGUUAAUGAACAUGGAAGAGAAUAACGUGAGGAUGAUGUUGAGGAUGUUUGCUGCUAUGGUUUUGCUGGUUUUGACACCUGCCUCUCAAGGGCGUACGACCGAAUCCCCUUUGGAUAAUUUGAGAGGUCCUAUAUUUAUUUCGGAACCUCCAAGUUCAUUGACGUUCGGAAACACGAAAGGCGCAGCCGUUCCAUGUACAGCGUUUGGUCGUCCCGCUCCUACCCUUGACUGGAUUAAAGAAGAUGGCACUGCUGUCGAAGACAUUCCGGAUAUCCUCGAGAUUCUUCCAAACAACACCCUUUACUUCCAUCCCUUCGAUGCCACGGAUUUCAUCGCUGAUGUACAUACGCACACGUACAGAUGUGUCGCUUCAAACGACGCGGGGAUCAUCAUCAGCAGGGACAUGGAUGUCAAAGCAGUGUUGGUGGAUGAAUACACGACGUACCAUCUGACGUCAAACGAGGUUUGGGCGAUGCGAGGCAGCACUGCCGUAUUUCGCUGCAGCAUUAACCCGUAUUUCGUCAAAGAUUAUGUCAAAAUCGUCGGCUGGGUACAGGGCACCAACCCAAUCGUGGAAGAUGAGAGGAUCAGUCUGCUGUAUGAUGGCGAGUUGCACAUCCGGGACAUCAGGGACGCCGAUCAGUUCACGACCUACCGUUGUGUGGCAAGAAACACGCUAACAGGGGAAGAGAAGUCGAGUUCAUACGCCUAUCUCACCGUUCAUGAUCCUCCUGUCGGCUGGAUGGCCCCAACAAUGGAUGACGUAUCACGAACAGUCAAGGUCAAAGAAGGUGAAGCUGUUGAAAUCCCAUGCGUCGCUAGUAGCAACCCGUUACCGAAAUACCGCUGGCACAUGAACUCUCCCACGACAAGCGUUGUCAUUGACAAUACCCAUUUUGUCCAAAAAGGGGGUAAUUUGGUGGUCAAUACGGCGACGGUGAGGGACAGUGGUCACUUCAUAUGUAAUGCGUCUAACGAACAUGGAUCAGCCACAGCCGUCACCGAGCUCAUCGUUACCUCCCCACUUAUAACGUACAUUGACCCGCCGACACAGAUGAUUGACUCCGGACAGACAGCUGUUUUCAACUGUACCGUGUCGGGUUAUCCCAUUACAUCUAUCACGUGGUACAAGAACGGAGAGCUAUUGGUUGCUGACGACAGGAUUUCCAUCCAAUCAGAUACAGUGUUAGAGAUUGUUGACAUCAGUCGUCAGGAUCAAGGAAUGUACCAGUGCAUUGUGACCAAUGACGAGGCCAGCUCACAGGGGACGUCACAGCUUCUGCUCGGAUCUGCUCACCCUUCCUUUAUUGAUACUUUCGUCGACCAAUUUGUGCUGAACGGUCAGAGGACGUCGUUACGCUGUACAGCGGCGGGAAACCCAACACCACGCGUGACGUGGACUUUGGAUGGCGCCGCAAUACCUGAUGAUCCCAAUGUGCACGCGGGCAGCUCCAUGGACUCUCUGGGGAUUGUGGUUAGCUACGUCAACAUCAGCAGUGUACAAAUCACGUUCGGUGGUGAAUAUACAUGUACGGCUAGUAACGACGUCGGAACUAUAUCUUACACGGGCAGAAUCAACGUCUACGGUAUCCCUUAUGUGCGGAAGAUGCAAAACUUGACCGCUACGGCCGGAGAACCACUGUCCAUCAGGUGCUAUGUCGCUGGUUAUCCGGUGAAGUCCAUCAAGUGGUCAAAAGGUGGCUUUGUCCUGCCCCGGAAUCAUCUUCAGGAUGUCGUCAACGGAACGCUGACAAUCAAAAAGGUCCAAAAAUACCAAGACAUCGGUCAGUACACGUGUACUGCCAAGAAUGGGGAUGGACAAGGCAAUGGUAGCAGUCUAUUUAUCACUGUACUCGAACCACCGAAGAUAGACUCGUUCAACUUCCCGCGUAAGAAGCAGGGGGACCGCGUUGUGGUGUCCUGUGUGGUCAGUAGUGGUGACCAGCCCUUAGAAAUAAAGUGGACGAAGGACGGCGAAGAGAUCCCUCCGGACAUGGGAAUCACCAUCACGACGGUUGGCAGUUACAGUAGUAUGUUGUCCAUUGGUGACGUCAGCCCCACCCAUAACGGCAACUACACCUGUCAGGCACAGAAUGACGCCGCCGGGGUCAACUUUACCGCCCCUCUACACGUGGAUGUUCCGCCACGCUGGAUAAUUGAGCCUGAGGACUCGUUUGUGAUCCUGAAAGGAACGGUGGCCCUUGAUUGUCUGACAGCUGGAACCCCUAGUCCCUACAUAAUGUGGAUGAAAGCUGCCGGUACCAAACCAGGUAACUACAUGGCUCUGGAGUAUCUCAAGGAUGAUGCUGAGAAUGCUACCGACCGGAUGCAGUUGCUUAGCAACGGGACUUUGAUCAUCCGGGAAUCCGAAGAAUCAGAUCAUGGUUACUAUCUAUGUCAUGCAGACAACAGAGUCGGAGUGGGACUCAGCAAAGUCAUCUUCCUCACCGUUCACAUUCCCGCCCGGUUCGACAGUCACAUGAAAAACUACACAGUUAGACGCGACCAUAACAUUACUAUGGACUGUCAGGCUAUUGGAGAUAAACCACUGGCGGUUACGUGGAGCUUCAAUGGACAACAGCUGAGUACGCUACCAAACCCCAGGCGAGAUAUGAAGACUGUUAGCACGACACGGGGUAAGCUGUCUACUCUGGCCCUACAUCCUACUCUGAGAGAAGACACUGGGUUCUACGUAUGCUUUGCCAAAAACAAAUUCGGAAACGGCGUCCAGUCGAUGAGACUCACUGUCUUAGAGCCCCCCGAACCACCGGCUAACCUGACACUUGUGAAGGUGAUGAGCCGGAAUCUCACCGUAUCCUGGUCACAGCCCUAUAACGGAAACACGCCCCUCCUUUACUACAGCAUCGAGUACAUCAACUCCUCAGGUGUAUGGCAGGGAGUCCUCCCUAACGUUACGGUCGAGUCCAAAUUCCUGACAGCAACCCUUACCGACCUUCACCCCGCGUACGUCUUUUACGUCAGAGUCAGGGCCAAUAACUCCGUCGGGUUCGGACUGCCCAGCGAGCAAAUAUCAGUCGCCAUGGAUGAGGAAAGACCGUCCGGACCGCCCCAGAAAAUACAGAUCAAGGCUAUCGGCUCAGAGGCUCUGAAGAUUUUAUGGAUGCCGCCCAAAAAGUCGGAGAGAAAUGGAGUAAUCAAGGGGUAUUACAUUGGGUACAAGGAGACGAGUAGUCCGUCCCGGUUUAUUUACAUUACCAAGGCUGUAGAGGGAGAGUUUGAGCCCGUUCUUGACAUCCACAACCUAGAGAAGUUCACGGAGUAUACCGUUCACAUCAAGGCGUACAACGACAUGGGUCAGGGUCCCAAGUCUGUUGACUACAGCGUGUUCACACUUGAAGAUGUACCUAGUCAACCUCCUCAGGGUGUCCAGGCGAACGCCAUCAAUUCACAGGCAAUCAAGGUGAUCUGGUCCCCGCCUCCUCUGUUUACACUGCACGGGAUCCUACAGGGAUACAGAAUCCUCUACAAACCUGUCAGGAAGGAUGAAGAUGAAAGUGACGCUAACAUUGAGACGUCUUCCAAGUUGGAAGUAACGAUCAGUAACCUCCAAAAGUAUACGAACUACAGUAUUCAGGUACUGGCCUACACACGGAAGGGCGAGGGUGUCAGGAGCGACCCAAUCUACGUUAGAACUCAAGAGGAUGUUCCUGAGAGACCAGCAAACAUCAAAGUCCUACCUGUUAAUUCCAGUUCCGUUUUGGUUGCUUGGAAACCACCUCACCAUAGUAACGGCCUACUUAAUAAGUACACCCUAUACGUGCGUAAUGGAUCCGAUACAUCACAGGAUGCUGCACUUGACGUGACCCCCACCCUGACAACAUACCUGAUGUCAGAGCUUCCCGUUAACAUGGACGUGUUUGUACAAGUAUCUGCAACGACCCGGAUCGGGGAAGGGGAGAGAACGCAUGUGGCAAAGGCUUCUCCACUAGAUAAAGUUGCGGCCAGGAUCGCUAGUUUCUCGGACGUAUUGACGAUACCAUGGCAACACCCUGUGACCUUACCGUGUAUGGUAGUUGGUGACCCUGCUCCAAAGGUCAAGUGGAUGAUGAGAGGCGGUGAGGUUGUGGUGAAUGACAGGAUACAGGUGCUACAGAAUGGUUCCCUAUAUAUAACCUCUGUUGUGGGUGGGGACGCUGCUAAUUACACGUGCACGGCUGAGAACGUGUUCGGGUCUGAUUCCAUCGUGUUUGCCAUCAGUGUACAAGUCAGCGAAAAACUUGGAACUCCUCCCAAACCUCCGAAGUUGUUCAUUGCCGCCACAACGUCGUCCACCAUACAGGUCAACUGGAGGUCAAGCAGUAAUGGCGGGAGCCCUAUUCAAGGGUUUGAGUUGAACUAUAAGAAGGAGUUCGAGGCCUGGCGAAAGAUGAAACUUGGAGCCUUAAACCGGACGUACACGGCCUCGGCCUUGUUGUGUGGUACCGUGUACAGGUUCUAUAUAUCGGCGUUUAACAGGCUUGGUACCAGUAUCAGUAGUGUACAACUAACUGUCCAAACCAAUGGAUCAACUCCCAUCAUGCCUCCUCAGAGCAAGCUCCUCAGAUCCAUAAAUACAACCUCUGUUGACCUUGACAUGACGUCAUGGAAAACUGCCGGUUGUCCUAUCCGGUUCUACUCUGUAAAGUACCAGGUAUGGGGCGACGAUGAGGUGGUCGAAGUUUCCAACAGCGUUAACAGGAACACGUCGAGUUUCACUGUGCAAGACCUGCAUCCUGCCACGUGGUACAUGAUGGUGGUUACCGCCCACAGCGACGCUGGGUCAACAGAAAGUCACCUCAAGUUCGCCACGCUUACCUACCACGGAAGUACAAUUAUGCCUAUCUACGUCGCAAGAAAAAUGGAGACGCGAUUUUAUGAAAAGGCGCACAUAAUUAUUCCCCUUUGUGCUGGUAUAGUGGCGCUGUGUGUUAUGACCGUUGGAAUACUCCUCUACUGCAGAAGGAGGAGAGAAAUGCAUCACAUCAAAGAAAACGCCUCGAACCUACGAAGAGAUAUAACAGCAGAAACGUCUUUGAUGAAUGACCUUGACAAGCGCCUAAAUCUUGACCUUGAUAGUAGUAGUGGGAACUCCGAGCCGUUUGGCAAGAGGAAUGUAAACCUUUUGAUAUCUUUGAACUCGGACGACAACCUAACAGGCAACAGUCACACGUGGUUCGGUCUCCAUGACAACAGUAAAACCAAUAGCGACAAUGGAUCGUUUGAUAGAUCCGGAACAGACGAGGACGGAAACAUCAAUCCUUACGCCACAUUUAACCAGCUCAAACAGGUGUUGGUAGAGAAGAAUGAUAUGGGGCGAAAUGACGACAUGAUGUUACCCGAGUUUGACGACAUCAGUCUGGAGAAGGCGCAGGCGCAGAAAUGUAUGUCAACUCCGUCAGAACCGUACGUCCCAUUUUUCCACAAAGCCGAACAUGAGGCGAGGGACCCCAACCCUCCCCUAGUGCCUAUGCGGGACCAAAGUGCCAAACAGGCCGGAUACGACAACCAAGGACUGAUAUUAAGUCCGCGGAAGUACGCCAGUGCGGAACAGAUCCACGCUCUGUUUACACAAUGCCCACCUAGGCCACACAGUACUUACGGCAAAUCAAAAUCAGGGUCACAUGGAAGCUCUGAUGAGAAAGGAAGUCAGAGACACAGUGUGAUCUCGAGCGUAACGACAGUAUCAUCUAGCCGUGACGAACUGCUGGAGGCCUUGGAGAACGCACGGAAAAACCCUCCCCCUCCGGUAGUGUACGAGUCGCCCCAGGACUCGAGCUCUGGCCCAACAGAUAGUUCAGUAGCCACGGAGCCUGGUAUCGUACAGUUCACCCAGUCUCCACCUAAACCAAACGAGCAGCGACAGGCAGCGUGCGAGGUCCCAGGCUACGAGUGUGCCCAAGGGAAACCUAAACGUUCCAUGAAGAAGGAAGCAGAGAGUGACACAACGGAUCGAGAAACCACAGACGCUCCACGCGAGACGUUCCACCCGCGCAGAACACGUGGUCGCCACCGCGGCAAACAGCGCGGGACAAUCGCCAAGCGUCAAAUCAUUCCAGCAUUCGUACCAAGAACCCACAGUAGGACAAGUACCACCAGCAGUGAAGAGGUCACGUACACAUUUGGUGGGCGUGACUCACCACACUCCAUUAGUCCGCUAGACGGCGCCUACCAGUCUUACCGAAAGGCAGCCGAGAAACAUAAGAAAGGUAUGAGGACAGUAGGUCGGAGUACCCCGCACGUGCGGACCCGGUACGACACAGCAUUAGCCACUCCUGGCACGGACGAGCACCGUCCACUAGUCAUGUCGCUCGCCGGCCAGUCUAUGACCAGUCCGGCCGAGGAAGAUGAAGAUGCAGUUAGUCUGUUGGACAGGUAUUACCGCCCAGUCCCUGAUGAUGACGAAAUUGCUGACAGCAGUUCUGCUCAAAGAAAGAACAAAGGAGACAAAGGAUAUACUGAAGACUUUACUAUCGUAUAACAGGAGUUCAAAGGUUACACGAAUGACGUCACACUCGUCUAUAUAGACAGGUCAAAGGUUACUUGGAAACUUAACAAUCGUCUAGGGAGCAAAAGUUUAAAUGACUUACCAUGCUUCAAAGUCCACGAUUUUUAUUAUGAGAAAAGCCGGCAAAACUUAUUCUUCAACAACAAAAAUGGACGACGAAAUGCGGAAACCAUAAGGAAGUGUAGGGCGAUGUUAUCUUUGUUAGAUUGUAUGUGGAACAAAUGAAAAGUCAUCAUUUCAAGAUAUGUAGAUAUAUACUAUCUACUCUUGUCUUGAAGGCGCAGUUCUGCAAAUAAAGAAGAAUGUUCACGUUGGGCGCAAGCGUCUGUUAAGGGAAUUAUUCUACCUUUAAAAAUAUGACCUUGGACUUGUGAGGUCACUAAUGUAAUCAAUUCAAUUGCUUUUACAUUCCGGGAUCAUAAAAAAGUGCAAUAGAAAAAACACGUUAUUAAUUAAAUCAUUCCUUGUUGUGAUUUUGAUAUUUGAAGACACUGGUCAAGCUGCCAGUCGAGACCUUCGCCGAUACUACUGUUGUUGUCAACGUGAGCUGCUCACUUACACUUGUUGCUUUCGCGCCAUUUUCAUCCAUUCAUAAUGACGUCAUCACUCAUGAAAUGAAAACUAAUUCAUCGUCAUUUCUGUCAGCAUUCAUAUGAACGCUUUGUGGCCCUAGAUUCAAGAAUGUGCGAAUGUCCUUAAAAAAAGGACAAAAUAAAUGAUCGCUAUUACCUGUGUAGCUAUACGAAUAUACGAGUCGAUGCAAGGAGAAUGGAAUACGGCUUACCUUUCAAUAUGAGAAGCAUUUUCUCACCUUGUUCUGGGAAGACUAAGAUGAUUGGAUAAACCGAGGUGCAAAUGUAUGAUGUCAUAAUAUAAUAUAUGACGUCAUCAAAUCGUGUCUUUGUCCUAUUGCCAUACCGGAUGUACGUUAUUUGAGGAGACAAUGAACCUACUGAAUUGACUAUAAGAUUACCUAUCAAAAGACUGCAUCAAAUAAUGAUCAAUUCAGUUUCAUAUGUGCGGAUAAGAGACAGGUUGUAGUUGUAAGAUACAAAAAAAUAGCUUGAAAUUUAGCGAGGCGACAUGCGUCAAAAUUAUUAAUACUACUGAAAUCAGUGUGUAUAUAUAUUCAUUUGACUGACAAGAGUUAUGAUCCUCAAAAUGUUAAAAUUUCCAGAUAAAUUUUUAUGUGUAGUAGGAUUAUAAUUACUUUGCAUGGUCACAAUGAAAAUUAUGAACUUGUUAGUAAACAUGAGAAUAUCAAAUGUUGGUAAAGACAAAGUAAAUGAAGCCGUUAAACCGCUAUAUCAGUGUUACGAGGCCAAAACGACAAUACGACGUGUUGGAAGGUUGACCAACAUAUUAUAGGUGUGGGUAUGUAAAACUCGGUAAACAGCUUUUUGUCUGUAACAGAAGUAAUUUUCGUGUUGAAGACGUAUAUUAUAUAUAUGUGGACUUUUAUGAUAUUGUCAAUUAAUGUUUGCGACUUUCGAAUAAUUUAUUACAUUAUUUAUUUCUUGGACGAUAUUAGGGACUUUGUGUGCAAUAUGAUAUAUUAUACGUGUAGCUACUUCAUCUAAAUAACUGGGGAAAAAAAGAAAAUAUUAUUUAUAUUCCAGACAGCUAUUCUUAAAACUUAAAAUAAUAUUCUGUCCUUCAUGUUGAUGAAUUUUAUACGUUGAUUUAUUUUACACGAAAAACGCUGAAUUGAAAUAUUUUUAAUAUUUUAAGUUUUAUAUUUUAAGAUAAACCUAGUCAGUCCCUUCACUGCCAGUAUUACAAAUACCCGGAUGUGUCAUUAAUGCCCCGCCAACGCUUUCUCUAGACACGAUUAGUUAGAAUUUGACUGGUCAUACAUAAAUCAAAUGCUAAGAUAGAUUAAUGAUAUGCCAAAAUCUGCGACAAAGAAUUAAUUUCUUUUUACAAAAUGUUUGCCAGUUUUUAUGACUAUCAUAACGGUAAUGAUCAUAUACAAAAUUGUGUAUCCAGUCAGAUUUAUAAAUAAACGUUUCUUAGAAUAGCAUUGGACAUUGUUAUCGAGACUGUUUUUAUCUUUGUAUGUAUCUACACACGCUUUACGCUACGGUGUUCCUGUCACAAGCUUCUCGUUGAUGUGAGCACGUGGUAAUCAAUGAGAAAAUAUUAAUUGUUAACAUUUAAACAUGAAGGAUAGCAAUUGCCUAGAAGCAACUUAGUCUGCAUUCUGAUGCUAAAAAAGGGAUAAUAACUCUCAAGUUAUCUCCCAUUGACUGCAAAACGUUGCAGUUUAUUAUUAGAGAUUUAGAAUAAGGCUUAGGUAAUGUUUUGAGACGAAAACAUUUUUUGCAGAUAGUUAACGGUUCGAACUUUUUUGUUUUGUUUGUUUUAAGCUACAUCGUGAAGGUGUCGUUUCCAGGUUGAGACGAUGUCUUGAUUGUGAGCGGUUAUUUCGUAACAUAAUGGUAGUUCUACAAAUGGCGCCAAGCAAAUUCUCGCUGAAUUAUUUCUAUCAGAUAUGCUAUUUCCCAGGCACAAAAAAUAUUCGAUCAAUUUUUAAAGUAGAUAUAUUAUAUCUGUUCUAAGUAAUUAAAGAAUGAUGAGUUUGUUAUAAUUAACUAAUUGUAUCCGAAAAUAUGCAUUAAAGCAUAAGGUAUCAUGUAUUUCAAAGAAAAUUUGCAAGAAUCCAUAUUUUAUUCGUUAAAUUAUUUGAAAUAUAUAUAUAUAUAUUGUAGUAUGUUUGCCUGUUAGCAAGCUUGCUCUUCCUAUUAGUAUUAGUGAGUGUAGUAUACAGAUAAUGUAUCUAUUAGACUGUUUGAGCAUUUGUACAUUACUUGUAUUAUUUAUUAUAUUCAAAACAUUGUAUAUUCUGCAAAGUUUCUAAUAAUUUAAAGUAUUGUCCGUAUUUUUCCAGUAGACAUUUCUUGCUGGAUUUGUAUAUAUUUUAAUUUGUACGCAUAUGACGUCACAAGUGCAAACUACAGAACAUUGCUACAAUUAGUUAUUGACAGUCUGCAUAUGUGGUUUGUAUUUGUUACAUGUUAAAAUGACACAAAAUACCCAUAUAAUUAUUUGUGGUAUAUUGGUUAUAUAUAUAUACUAUA